Messenger RNA from Nematolebias whitei (Rio pearlfish), 2391 nucleotides. It is a transcript of the gene ampd3b, whose product is annotated as adenosine monophosphate deaminase 3b. Gene Ontology annotation, cellular component: cytosol. Lineage: Eukaryota; Metazoa; Chordata; Actinopteri; Cyprinodontiformes; Rivulidae. The coding region runs from base 5 to 2338 and encodes 777 amino acids. The transcript is spliced from 15 exons. Gene Ontology annotation, biological process: IMP salvage; AMP metabolic process. Gene Ontology annotation, molecular function: AMP deaminase activity. The record is from RefSeq and is a predicted model, not a curated record.
CAAAAUGAGUAAAAGGAUCAAGCCUUUUUUUAAGCAGCAGUCCACGCCAUGCUUUGGGAAGGAGGCCACACAGCUUUUCCCCAAGAUGUUGAUGAGCGAGACUGAUGAGAAGAUACGCCUGAUGGCAGAGAAGGUUUACGCCUCUGCCCUGAAACAGGAAACCAUGAAGGAUGCUCUGGCGUUGUUCACUGUCCCAGAGGACUGUCCGAUCGGCCUGCACGAGGACAGGGAGAGGGAGCUGCAGAAGGAGCUGGCUGAGCAGCUGUCUCAGGAGUCUGUUCAGAGGAAGAAGAACUUCUUGUUGAAGCGCUCGCAGACGGUAUGUUUACAGCUACCUGAUGACUGGAAUCGGUCCGCUUCAUCUCCUCUGCCCACCGCAGGCGUGGCUGAACCUUUUCCACUAGAGAACUUCCCAGACUUCCAGAGAGUAACCAUCAGCGGGGAUUACUGUGCAGGGAUCACUGUUGAGGAUUAUGAACAAGCAUCUGAGAGUCUCUUUAAAGCACUUUUUAUCCGAGAGAAGUACUCCAGGCUGGCAUUCCACCGCUUCCCAAGAACCACUACCCGAUUCCUUUGGGAUGCCCAAAAUGUGAAGUGGAGCGAGGAGGAUGAGGUUUUACCCGUCAUCUGGCCUUUCCCUCCUGAAGGAGAGGAUCCAUAUUCCAUGGAAGGUAUUCCUGAGAACCUGAAGUAUGAGCUAAAGAUGAAAGAUGGAAUAUUUCAUGUGUAUGCUGAUGCAGAAGCCCUAAAACAAGAACAACCUCUCAGCCUCCCCUAUCCUGAUCUUGAGACAUUUGCUAUAGAUCUGAGCCAUGUACUUGCGAUGAUAGCUGAUGGCCCUACGAAAACCUACUGCCACAGACGACUUAAUUUCUUGUCUUCUAAAUUCUACAUCCAUGAAAUGCUGAAUGAAAUGGCGGAGCUGAGAGAGCUGAAAAGCGUUCCACACAGAGACUUCUACAAUGUUAGAAAGGUAGACACACACAUACAUGCUGCAGCUUGCAUGAACCAGAAGCAUCUGCUGAAAUUUAUCCAAACAACAUACCAUACAGAGGCAGAUCGAGUGGUUUUGGAGAAAGGAGGCCAGAAGAUCACACUCAAAGAAGUCUUCAACAACCUCAAAAUGGACCCAUAUGACCUGACUGUAGAUUCACUGGAUGUGCACGCUGGAAGACAGACCUUUCACAGGUUUGACAAGUUCAACUCCAAGUAUAAUCCUGUGGGAGCCAGUGAACUACGAGAGAUUUAUUUGAAAACGGACAACUAUAUUAACGGAGAGUACUUUGCACGUCUCAUCAAGGAAGUUGCUGCGGAGCUGGAGGAAAGCGUGUAUCAGCACGCUGAGCCACGUUUGUCUAUUUACGGCAGAUCUGCCAGCGAGUGGGAGAGCCUGGCAACAUGGUUCAUCCAGCACAAAGUCCACUCACCCAACAUGAGAUGGAUGAUCCAAGUUCCGAGGAUCUAUGACAUCUUCAGGUCAAAGAAACUGGUUCCAAACUUCGCUAAGAUGCUGGAGAACAUUUUCCUCCCACUUUUUGAAGCUACAGUCAACCCUCAAAAGCACAAAAAAAUCCACGUUUUUCUAAAAUAUGUGACGGGAUUCGACAGUGUGGAUGAUGAGUCUAAACACAGCGACCACAUGUUCUCUUACAAAAGCCCGAAACCCGAGGAAUGGACCACAAACGAAAAUCCUCCCUACACCUAUUACCUCUUCUACAUGUAUGCCAACAUCAUGGUGCUGAACAAUCUGCGCAAGGACCGAGGACUGAACACCUUCCAGUUCCGUCCCCACUGCGGUGAGGCGGGCUCCAUCACCCACCUGGUCUCUGCCUUCCUGAUAGCUGACAAUAUCUCCCACGGACUCAACCUGAAGAAGAGUCCAGUGCUGCAGUACCUGUUCUACCUGGCCCAGAUCCCGAUCGCCAUGUCCCCACUGAGCAACAACAGCCUGUUCCUGCAGUACUCAAAGAACCCAAUGCAAGAGUUUCUUCACAAAGGCCUGUGUGUGUCAUUGUCCACUGAUGACCCCAUGCAGUUCCACUACACGAAGGAAGCUUUAAUGGAGGAGUACGCCAUCGCAGCUCAGCUGUGGAAGCUGAGCACGUGUGAUUUGUGUGAGAUUGCCAGGAACAGCGUUCUGCAGAGCGGUCUCUCCCAUGAGGAAAAGAAACGCUUCAUUGGUUCCAACUACCUACAGGAUGGACCGCAGGGCAAUGACAUCCGUAAGACAAACGUGGCUCAGAUCCGCAUGGCCUUCCGCCACGAGACUCUGUGCAACGAGCUCAGUUUUCUGGUGGAUGCGGUGAAAACGGAGGAUGCUCCACCUCCAGCCGAGUGAUUAACUUCACAGUCACACAUCUGGAUACGUCUUCAGAGGUUAGAGGGCAAAGA